AUGGCUAAGUUUGCCAAUGAUGAUGAGAUCCUUGCAAUCAGUCAACCAUCAAGCACCAAUGGUCUAACUGUCCAGAUAAAACAGACAAAGAGUAAGUUUGCUUUUGGAACAGCCAUAAAAGCACCAUAUGUCACAGAUAGUACAUAUAAAGCUUACCAGGACUUCGUGUAUAACAACUUUGAAUGGGCCGUCACAGAAAAUGCAUUGAAGUGGAGGCUUAUGGAAUGGACAAAAAAUCACAUUAAUUAUGCCAAAGGUGUUGAUGCUGUCAAAGUGUUGAAGGCACAUGGUAUGAAAGUAAGGGGCCAUAACAUGUUUUGGGGCACUACUGGUCAUUCUCCAAGCUGGUUAGAUGGUAUGUCAUCUACUGAGUUAUUACAACAAAUGCACACAAGAGUUAAUGGCAUGAUAUCUCAUACAAAUGGACUAUUGGAACAUUGGGAUGUGAACAACGAAAAUUUACACGGAGAUUAUUUUGAACAAAAAACAGGACAUUUAAAUAUCACCAUGGAAAUGUUCAACUGGAUACAUUCAUUAGAACCAAGUGUUAAGCUGUUUCUGAAUGACUUUGGCGUUGUGAAUUCUAAUCUUUAUACAACGGCUUACAAAAGUCAGGGAAGAAGAUUCAAAGACAGUGGUGUUCCAAUAUACGGAAUGGGAGUUCAAAGUCAUUUUAAAACUAGUCAUCUUGAUAUGGAUGUUCUCAAGUAUAGAUUAGAUAAAAUUGCAGAAAAUGGAUUUCCGAUGUGGAUAACAGAACUAAGUAUUUUAGACUCUAAUGCCGUUGAUAAAGCUACAGCGCUAGAUGAUGUUAUGACAUUGUACUUCAGUCAUCCUGCAGUUGAAGGAGUACUCCUUUGGGGAUUUUGGGAUGGUGCUGUCUUUGACAAAACGAUCGCUUUAGCAACAGGAAAUAAUGUUACGCCAAACGCCGCUGGCACAAAGUGGAUGGAAUUAUUUCAUCAAAGAUUCAGAACUAAUGAGUCUCAUACUUUUAAUGGUUCUACCUCUAUUCAUACAAGAGUAUUUCUCGGCGAACAUCAAUUGGUGAUCAAACAAAACGGCAACAUCAUACAUACAGAAACCAUUAAUUUAGAUCAUGGCGGAAAAACAGCUACUGUGCAUCUACAAGGUUCAGGGAGCAACGUUCAUGUAUCACACGUUGCCUUCGGAUAAUUAAACUGGGAGGAUGGAAUUACAAAUCAUCAACAUCAUAAGCUAUGAAAAUAUGUAUUGAUGUACUCGCAAUUUAAGUGAAGAUAUCUUGCCAGCUUAUUAUCGCAUU
Messenger RNA from Mytilus californianus (California mussel), 1285 nucleotides. Its product is annotated as anti-sigma-I factor RsgI6-like. Gene Ontology annotation, biological process: carbohydrate metabolic process. Gene Ontology annotation, molecular function: hydrolase activity, hydrolyzing O-glycosyl compounds. The record is from RefSeq and is a predicted model, not a curated record. The transcript is spliced from 10 exons. Bases 1 to 1176 code for a protein of 391 amino acids. NCBI's taxonomy places the organism in Eukaryota, Metazoa, Mollusca, Bivalvia, Mytilida, Mytilidae.